ACGUAUAAGUAAUUUAAUUCGUAGAAGCUAAUCAAAAAUAAAAAGGUCACGAUUAGUGACCCUUGCGCAUGUUACUUGAUUCCAUUGACUAAAAUUCAGCAAAGAAAGAAAGUGAAACUAAAUAGACGUGCAGUGUAAAGUGAAUGUGUCGUAAUAUUUGUUCGAAUAAAGUAUACUAAGUACAUAUUCUCAUGACAAAUCACGUGCGAUCAAGAAUGCAAUAAUAAAAUUUGCUUUUACAUCCUUUUGCUUGUUAUACAAAUGCACUAUAUACUUACCAAUGACCCAGAUAGGUUAUGCCAUUAUGAUACCUGAUCUAAAUUUUUUCGCCUACAAUUAUACUAAGAAGUACUAUGUCUGCUUCAUUGUUUAAUACAUUCACUCAAAGAGUUUACAAUGGAAUGGAAUGGCUCUAAAGAAAUGGAGGAACGGAGGUGCAUUGCUGAUACAGGGAAAACAUUAAGAAAGUAUGGAAGUACAGCUAAACAUAUGAUGAGAGCAGAGAGCUUAAUAAAACAUAUUGUUGUGUCUACGGAUACACUUCAAGGAAUUGCGUUGAAGUAUGGCGUUACAACAGAACAAAUAAGAAGAGUUAAUCGACUGUGGGCAUCAGAUAGUUUAUUUUUACGAGAAUAUCUCCUUAUACCUGUAAGCACAGACAGCCCAUUAGCUUCGUCUGUUGAAUGUGCUGUGUACAAUGAUUCAGAGUGUAAUUCUACUCAAAAUGUAUCUAGUCCAUCCGUAAUAUCGCCAUUAGAUGAUGAAAGUUCAGCUGAUGACUUUUUAGCAAAAAUGGAUACUUGUAUAGCUAAUGUUAAAAAAGAAAUUAAACGUGCUCAAGGAAGUAGUGAAUUCUGUAAUGAAGGUAAUGAUACUUAUGUGCAACAACGAAGAACAUCUAAUAAGUUUAAAGAUUCACUUCCUUCAAAUACACAUAUAUCAGCCCAUUCAUCAGAAUUAAGGCUGUCAUCCUCUAGUGAUAUGCAAAAUUUUCCAACUGCUGUAGUUAUGACCCAGGGAAGAAAAGUAAAAACAUCAUUACAAAGACUUCAACAGCAACAGGAUGAAAUGUUCCAAUUGUAGCAUCUAAAUCUUAUUCAUGUAUAAUAUUUUACAAUUCAGCAGAUGUUAUUAAAGACCUUGCUGAAAAGAG
This is a messenger RNA of Vespa crabro (European hornet), 1153 nucleotides long. RefSeq names its product lysM and putative peptidoglycan-binding domain-containing protein 2 (gene red). The transcript has 5 exons. The record is from RefSeq and is a predicted model, not a curated record. Lineage: Eukaryota; Metazoa; Arthropoda; Insecta; Hymenoptera; Vespidae. Bases 397 to 1083 code for a protein of 228 amino acids.